UCUCUCUCUCUCUCUCUCUCUCUCUCUCCCUCAUUUCAUCUCUCUUCAGUUACUUAUGUCGAUCAGUGAAUAGAUUUAAGUGAAUUCGCCGAGAAAGAUCAAAGUUUUGUUCAAGAAGAGAUGGUGCGCGUUCGACGAUGGCGGAUUGAAACUUAAUAAAGGAGCACGCGAGCGCAUGUGCCAUGCUUUAUCCAUUCGAGAGGAAUCUUCUUCUCUUAUCCCUGAAAGAAUAGAGCGAAUAACGCGUCUAUUCGACGCUAUUGGGGUGGAUUCGAGAAGAUGCCCUCUUCGGCCUCUUCCAGAGGGGAAGCUCCUUCUUAAGAGAAUAAUAACAACGAGGAGGAGACGACGAGGAGGGUGAACAUCGUGUCGAAAAUAGAACGUUCUAACGCUGAGGUACGUUCGUCGAGUUUCGGGCAUGCGAAGGUGUCUUCUGCUGUUUCUUCUUCUUUUUGGAGACGGCGAACGAGAGAAAUUCGAUUCGAGAAGUUUAACUCGUCGAGAUCGAUCUUCCGCAGAUUUCAGAAUGUCUCAGGCAUCGUUAUCGAACGAUUUGGAAAGCACAAUGAACGAUUUGGAGGGAAGCCAGCACCAGCAGCAGCAACAGCAGCAGCAACAACAUCCUUGUCAAUGUUCGACGAUGAGCGGCAUUAAUUCGAUGAGGACGCAACGGGAGAGAACGGAGAGAAGCGUGGGAAACACAAGGAUCUCGAGCGGUCAGGAAAUUCCUCGAGGAUUGGAGGUACUACAGAAUGCGUUUGAGCCGUUAAGAAGAUUGGACAGUCCGAUGUCUCAUCAGGAAACGCAACAAUUGAAUUUGGAAAAGGCGAGAAACGUCGAGAUUUUGGAACAUCAAAGUACGCCGCUUACGCGACACGCUCGCAACGUUCCGUGUAGUCCAAGAAAUUUGGAUCUUUCGCGAAAUCUUGCCUUCGAGGCGGCGAGAAGAGUCCAGGAAUCAUCGAAUUUGCAGGAGAGUCGACAAAGUUUGACGUCCAGUCCUAGUCAUCCGUCGGAUAUCAAUACGAAUCCGAUGGAAACGUCGGCGAAGGAAACGUCGGAAAAACAAUUGGACGAUCCCUGUGGUUUGUCUCCGAAACAAAACAUCUCGAAGGAUAAAUUGAAAAACAUACAACAGGUUUUGAACACCUAUCAGCAUCAUCGAAUACCUAUCAGCGGGGAAUCUAAUACGCCGGAACGGAACGUUCAUGGCCAUUUUCACGGCGAUUCUCACGUGCAUUUACACAAGCACAACGUCGAUAACUCGAGAACCAACGCGAAUCUAGAGGCGAGCGACGGUCUUAAGGGAUUCCAGCAGCGACAGCAUAGCCAUCAUCAUCACGGAACAGUAAAGCCCUCGAACGUGACUCAUCAUCACGGGCCCGCGAUGAUGCACCAUGCGGGGGGACAUCAUCAUGGAAAUCUCGCGACCGGCUUGGUCGGUCACAUACACGGAAGCUCGACGACGGGCCUAAAUGGAUCCGGUAACGUUCCGCCGACGAUCAAUCACGGCAAUACGGCUGGCGGCAAUAAUCCAAAUUCUCAUCAUCACGCUAACCCUAUCGCCACUACGACGACAACGAUGGCGACGACGGUGACGGCGACGGCAGCGGCGACGACGGCGACGACGAUGACGACGACGACGACGUCGUUGUCGACGACGACGAUGACGGCGACGACAACGACGACGACAUCGAUCGCCGGACAGAAGGGUUCACCUAUGGCGAGUCAUCGUCAUCCUACCGUAUCGAGUGCAAUCAGCGGUGCCUCUUCUAACUCGAGCAUGAUGAAUCACGGUGGAUCGCCGAGCGUACAUCGGCACGUAGUAAACGCGAGUGCCAGUUUAUCGGCUACACCAUUGGUCGCUCGACAUCACGGCAGUUCGACCGGUAGCUUGACCGGUCGCUCGAGCAUCAAUCAUCAUCACGUGAGUUCCGGUAUCUCCUGCGAAUCUUCUUCGUCGAACGCGAAUACCAGGACUCAUAGCAGGCUGGAUCACGUUCACGAUCAUCAUCAUCAUCUGCAACAGGUCCACUCUUUGCACCCUGACUCGAGAUCGAGAGAUAGAGCAGCCUCGUUAGUUCAUCCUCUCGAUGAACAUCACGGUCAUCAUCACGGGCACGUCCAUGCUCAUGGUCAUCCUCACGUGCAAAACAACGAUACCAAAAAUUCAUCCCUGAUAAGGGUGGAUGCGAUCCAGGUGUCAGCACCGUCGAAGAACAGCAAGUGUCAGUGUCAUGCCGUACAACAGGCUAGCGGGAACAAAAGAAGUUCGGAGGGUGAGACCGACGACGGUGGAAUCGUCGAAGUAACGUCGAGGACUCAUCAACCUCCGGCUCUACCGCCUCGACCACCUCCCAGACCAACGAGACGUUACGAGGCAGCGACUGCCGAUCAAUGUCAUACCGGCGAAGGUGGCUGCUGCAAGAUAGUCGUUCUUUGUUGCCUUUGCGGUGGGCUCAGCGCGGCAGUCGGUAGCCUCUUUUUGGCGGUGCACGCUGUCCUUUCAGCCCACACGGCCAGUUUGGUCUUCGAGACCGUACCGUCUUACAUUCCUGGCAUAAUGUGUAUGAGGGGACUAUUUACGAUGCUUUGCGAUAAGGAAGGAAGACAUUGGGGAUGUCUUUGCGUUUAAUUAUUGCAGAUGAAAGUCUGCGGCUCGGUUGGCGUUGUGUGCGCCCUGGUCUGCGUUCUCGUGACGGUCACUACGACGGUGAUUCACAUGUCCCGAUUGCAAGGUCUUCGAGAAUGCGUUUAUACGGAAAGAGCCAGAUCGUGCACGUGUUACGGUGCACCGCAAUCGAAGGAAGAUCCCGGUGUACUGUUCGAGGGUACUCCGCAUUGCGAGGCCGUUCACGGUGCCCUUUACGCUUGCCUAAGAGCCCUUUUCGGUGUCUCGGUAGCUGGGAUACUUGCCUGCAUAUUCUCCUGCAUGUUGGUUUAUCAGUUACUGAGUCAUGAAAAGAAAAAGAUGUAUUGGGAACAGCUGGAGCUCAGAUGCAGAUCGUUGUACGGUCAAGGCGGGCCGGUCGGCCCACCGACCGCUUCCUGCGGAUGUUGCAACGAUUGCGGCGGGGCCAGUCCGUGGUGGGCCCAAACGCCAGGAAAUCUCUACACGCCGAAUCCGGACUUGGCGCCUUCGAGACGGUGGCGAUUACCGUGGUCUAGAUCGAGAGGACCAGCGCCGUAGUCCGACUCGAAUUACGCUUCCACACGCAAACGAGACAGGGCCGAGACUAACGCCGACAACGCGGCUGGCCCUUAUAGCCUAAAUUCACAGUCGAGCGGCCCUUAUUCCGUUCUUAAUACACCCAAUGGACCCUAUACGACGAGUACAGCGUCUUAUAGCGUUUUGGAGACACCGGUUCCUCUCUGGGGGCCCGCCGCCGCUUACAGCGAUCCAAACAGUCCAGCUCGUAGGCCGCAAGUCAGGAUGCGAGGCCGAGAAUGAGCAGAGAACGAUAAUUUUGACAACAACGAAGAUCACAGAUCGAGAUCGACGAAACGUCCCUCGGACAAUUACGAGAACGCCGAAGAGAUAUCGAAUAGUACCGAUCCCGAGGGCGGAAACGACGGGACUAUGAAGGGUAGGAGAGCUAGGAAACCCCAAGGCGUCGAGAAUGGAGCUUUUCAACAGGAACCCAAUCCCGCUGCGAAACAAUCCGAAAGCGAAUUGUAUUUUGGCGAUGUUUCCUCUUGUUGCGGCCCGGAGAGUAGCUUCUAUGAUCUGGCUGUUGAGAAAGAAGGGACCGAACAUUCGGAAGGGGUGGAUUAUUUGGCAGCUCGUUUGGGCAAACGACAGUUGUCGAAACGAUCGAGACUUCCUCUUCCGUUGCCCUCGGACGGUGGCGACAUACCGUCCGAUAGUUAUGCCAAUAGCGACGAGCCUAGAAACGUUAGGGGCCCCUUUUUGGCACCCGAUGCUCAAUACGAGGUCAUUCAACAAGCUCGUUAUUCGUAUUAUGCGCCGAAAGAAGACGAAGAGCUUGAGGAAGAGGCUGCCACGUCGAGUUACUUCAGAGAGGAGGAGACUGAUCGUCCAAGGGACAGGGAUUACAGGGACUAUCACAGCGGUCAGGAAGAGGAGGCACCUCAGUGUUGUUUGAGCGAUUCCACGACCUUGGAUUCUGGCUGGCAAAGUGCCGAGCAACAACAAUCGGACGAUAACGUUCGACCGGUUAACGUGUAAUCGGUUUCCCUUUCUUUUUUCUUUUCUUUUUUUUUUUUCGAAAGGAGAGAAUCAGAGGAUGGAGGUAGAGGAAUCGCGUAUUUAAGAACGAUUUGGAUCAGUUGAGAAGAUCGAACGCGAGCAAACUUUCGUCGAUCUUUUUCGUUCGUAUCCUCGAUCUUCGACGAUGGAGACUGAAACGACGUUGCCAUAUAUAAAAUUAUUCUUUAAUGCCAAGGUGCGCGCUAUUUAAUGUAUUCAUUUUCGAUGGAAGACGAGAUCAGUCUAGUUAGAGGAAAUAGUAAAUAACGUAGAGAGAUGUAGGAUAAUUAAUAGUGAACUCAACGAUGUCGCUCAUGGUUGCUCGUAGUAAUCGUUACUAUUAUUUAAGUAUAUCGUAAGAAGGAAAGUUACACCUUUAUUUUCUAAACGAACAUUGUAAUAAAAACCAACGAACGAAAGAGGCUUGUCCGAUGUACUAACGAAUGCCACACGUAGACGCAACUGUGACUUUAAUUAGGUAAUUGUCGCGAAUGGGUUAUUGGUAUGUGGUCUCCGUCUGUGUGAGUGCGCGUUUGUGCGUCGCUCAUUGGACCCUUCGACGAUCCUCGUCGUCGUUCAUCCGAUAUAUCGCUAAAGGAAACGUCCAUGUACAAAAGUGUGCUUUACUCUUGCCAUUAUCUCGUUAGAUGUUUUAGCCUUAAUUAAUUCGAGCGCUUAUUAAUUGUUCUCGAUGAAGUCGUUAUCGAACGACUCUUACCGUUACUUAUGAUUAGUAGUCAAAUAUUUUGUUUCAAUGAACGUGUGCGCACUCGUUUAAAAAAAGUUCUCUCGCGCUUUAAAAACUCGACGUUGACGCGCUACGUCGCUCAACAAUCGUUACUUUCAUUCGAUUUCGUUCGACUUACCAAGCUUUUAAAGAUAUAUACAUCUUUCGGCGCGUAAGCAAGUACCUACGUAAUAAACACAUACGUACUGUACACAAUUCAGGUGGACCAAGGAUAACGAUCGCGUUUAGGAAUAGGUAGAAAUAUUAUCGAUCAUCUAUUUCCCGUUGUCGAUCGUCAAGAAGUUAAACUCAUAAAUGGCAUAAUUUUAUAUCGCAAGGAAUAGAUGAGACGGAGAGAACUAGAUGCGCAGGUAGAUAGACAAUGAAAAAGGUUGGAUAGUUGAAGAAAUAGUUUAACGUUGUUUACUCGAUGAAGUGUACCUUAAGAAAGAGAAAGGAAGAACGUAGAUAACAGAAAACCCAAUGCGCCGUGAAACAAUGUAAUUAACGAUUACAGAGAAUAAAGCUUUGUUUUGUAAGAAAAA
Vespa velutina is the source of this 5482-nucleotide messenger RNA. RefSeq lists its product as uncharacterized. The record is from RefSeq and is a predicted model, not a curated record. Lineage: Eukaryota; Metazoa; Arthropoda; Insecta; Hymenoptera; Vespidae.